UUCAUUACAUCCAUCAAAAGUGUUUGGAGUCGUUAUUAGAAAGCAGGAAAACAUGUUCAUCAACGUGGUUUUGUUAAUGUGCAUCGUCGGAAAUGUUCAUUCAUGGUGGGAGUUAGUUUUCAAAGUUGUGACCGGUGGACCAUUUGGGGCCUAUGAUUUAUUUGUAAAAAAUGGCACUCGCAAUACACAGAACUUGACAGUCCAGCAACUGACGAACGAAGUUAAGGAUCAUUACAAAUCUGAUGUCAUGAACGAUAUACAUUCAAAUGGCGUCACUAAGAUAAGAGUAUCCUACUACUCUGGGGGCGUUGAAGCUCAAUACUUUGUUUUCGACGCAGUAGGAGCCACCAAAACUGGGUGGUUCAGCCGAGAAAGAUUAAUAGAGACAAGUUAUAAAAAUAUAACGGCAUUGGCUGAUAGGUAG
Molecule: messenger RNA, 424 nt
Organism: Magallana angulata
Lineage: Eukaryota; Metazoa; Mollusca; Bivalvia; Ostreida; Ostreidae
Exons: 4
Coding region: 53-424 (123 amino acids)
Source: RefSeq, a predicted model, not a curated record